Puccinia graminis f. sp. tritici CRL 75-36-700-3 is the source of this 2763-nucleotide messenger RNA. RefSeq names its product ATP synthase F0, A subunit. The coding region runs from base 872 to 1222 and encodes 116 amino acids. The record is from RefSeq and is a predicted model, not a curated record. NCBI's taxonomy places the organism in Eukaryota, Fungi, Basidiomycota, Pucciniomycetes, Pucciniales, Pucciniaceae. The transcript has a single exon. Gene Ontology annotation, molecular function: proton transmembrane transporter activity. Gene Ontology annotation, biological process: proton motive force-driven ATP synthesis.
UAUAUAUGAUAUAUAAUAAUAAGGAUAAUAAUAGGCUUUUUUCACCCUCCUUAAUAUAAGGAGGGAUACAGGUAACCUUAGAAAUAUUAACCCAUUUAUCUAGACAUUAAAACGAUAUAUAACAGCCUUUCAUCAGAGGAGGGCAAGAGAGGGUAUCAAGAAGGUUUAAGAGGUGUUAAUGAUAGGGAUAGAAGCGAACAAGGAGUAUGCUUCAAGGUGAUAGAGGUAUCAUUAUGAUUACCAACGAAUACCGACGUUUAUUUUAUCGAUCAUGUUUUUUUAAACCUUAGACUUAAACCUAAGGUAGGGAUUAAUAGAAAUGUGAUUUAUGAUUUCUUAUUAGAGGAAAAGGGUAAAGGAUAAGAAGAAGGGUGAAUGAUUAAUAAUUCGAAGGAAUGGUAAUAGCGGAGGCAGACAAGAGAGGAUAGUCUUAUAAUUCACAACAGUAUAAGAGAUGACACUAAUUUGAACAAGCAGCCCACUAGAGCAAUUUGAAGUUCAGAAUCUAAUAAGCCUUCAAAUUCCGAUAAUAGGGCUAAAUAUAUCUCUAACCAAUCUAGGUUUUUACACUCUAAUAACCCUUUUUAUACUCAUGACACUUCAUAUGAUAGGGUUUGCGAAGUCUCAGAUAAUGAUGAGUAAUAGGUUUAGUCUGUUUAUGGAGUCAAUGUAUGCAACCAUUAAUACGAUGGUCAGGGAGCAAAUAGGUUCUAGGAAUGAGAUUUAUCUACCUUUUAUCUAUGCACUUUUUACAUUCAUUCUAGCUAUAAAUCUAGUAGGGAAUAUUCCAUAUACAUUUACAGUAGCGACGAGUGCAGUAGUAUCACUAGGUAUAUCGGUAAUAAUUUGACUAGGUGUAACAGUGCUAAGUAUGGAUAGGCAUAGGCUUCAUUUUAUGAGUUAUUUUGUACCAGCAGGGACACCUCUCAUGCUAGUUCCAGUACUAGUGCUAAUUGAACUAAUUUCAUAUAUAGCUCGAGCGGUAUCCCUAGGUGUCCGUCUAUUUGCAAAUCUAGUUUCAGGUCACUGUCUAAUACUAAUUCUAGGAGGUUUCCUUUAUUCGGGACUAACUUCUGGAGCUGUAAUAUUUAUAGCAACACUUGUCCCGAUAACCCUAUUCCUGCUGAUUGUAGGGCUAGAGAUAGCCGUAUCAUUUAUCCAAGCCUACGUAUUUACAAUUCUAGUAUGUAUUUAUAUUAAGGACUCAAUUGAUCUUCACUAAGGAUAUAUCUAUCCUUUAUCUUCCUAAUCGAUGAGAUAUGUUGAUAUAUAUCCCCCUAAGUACCCACGUCUCUAUCUAUCUUAUUAAGAUAAGAAAAUAAGAUAAAAGAUAAUAAGAAGAUAGGAUCAUAUAAGAGAAUAAGAGAUAAGAAUAAAGAAAAUAAAGAAAAUAAGAAGGAAUAAAAGAAUAAGAGAAUAAGAAAAUAAAUAAGAGUAAAGAAUAAGAAAAUAAGAUAAGAAGAUAAGAGAAUAAGGGAUAAAAGAAUAAGAUAAGAAAAUAAUGGGUAAGAGAUAAAGAAAAUAAGAGAAUAAGAAAAUAAUAAUAGAAUUAUUAGAAUUAUAUAAUAAUAUAGGUAAAUGGAUAAAAAAGAAUCUUAAAGGAAGAAAUGUGUAAGGUAAUAGGAGGGUAAUUAAACAUUAAAGAUAGGAGGGUGUAGCUAUAAUCAUAUAAAUGAUAAAAUUCUUUAUCUCACAAUGGCUCGAUAGGGGGGGGGUAGUAUCAUAGCCGAUAAAUCGAGGGAUAGGAGUAUAGCGGAAGGAAGAGGAUUUGGUAAAGGUGAAGGUGUAGAUAUUAAUAGUAAAGCUAGGCAUGAAGUAAAUAAAAUGAAUAGGUAGGAUGCGUAUAGGACACCGGGGGGGGUAAGUGAGUAUAGGAGGAAUUUUGUAAGGGUGCGCUACAAUUUAGAAGUAACAAGGAUAUCUGUCCCCCCCCUUCCAUAAGGGCGGGCAGGAGUUUAGGGGGCUAAAGAUAGAUUCGAAAUAGUUGGAGGUAAAUAGUUCUUAACUAUUAAGCUACGUGUUUAAAUCAAACGCAGCAGCAGUUAUAAAAAUAACAGAGGGGGAGGGGAUGGAGUAAAGCAAGUGACACUGAUAUGUAGUCAGGGCAAAGAGAGUCAAUAAUGCUAAGUAAAGCCACAGGUAAAAGAAAAGAUAUCCAAGAGGGUAUACCGCACGAUAUAUGUAUAAAAGUAUAAGUAUGAGUAUAAGUAUAAAUAUAGGCAUUCAAUAAUGAGGGGGGUAAAAGUGUAGUAUAACAGAUAUAAAGACCGACAAGAUAUAGGGGCAGUAUAAGUAAAACUAAGAAAGGACGAGUUAAUAAACCUGUUACCUUAAUACAUUAAUGUUGUAUAAUUCUUUUUUAUUGUGAAGAGAGGGGAGGUUCUUGCACUAAAUAGCCCAAUAUAACUCCUUUAAAAAGGUGGACGGCCAUAAUACCGUUAGCGGAGGGGGAGGAAGAUAAGUGAGAGAGGGGGAUGAUUGAGGGGUUAAAGGUUAGAGGUAGGGGGUUAAAACAAAUAAUAUAAAGCAUCAGGAGUUUGUUUUAACCCAUAUAGAUAAGGAUAAUUGAAUCGUAGUUAUUUAGGAUAUCAUUGGAGUAUAAUAAGAUCAUAACUCUCCCCUCCUCCUCUCUUAUAAAUUAAGGCCUGAGUAAUAACAACACACGAGAGAAACACCUAAAGAAGAAAAAGGAAUAAGAGCCUAACACCUAAAAGGAUAAGUAAUAAAUAUAAAAUAGUUUAUUUAUAAAGAGGAGAUGGAUAG